UUUCCUGUAACGAUCAAACUAUCAAACGUCAUUUCACAUUCACAUUUCGUCCCGCCAAUCCGCCAUCGCCAUCAUCAUACAUACCACAGCGAAGCGUUUCCUGAACCUCGAUGUGCGAGGUUUGUGUUUAAUUUAUCCUUUGGCGCUGUAGAAGUUUAUUACACGCAUGCAUUAAGAAAAGUACCUCCAAUUAAGAUUAAGAAUUUAAGCAAGUUUUAAGAAUUUAGGCAAGUUAUCUCCACAGCACUAAAGAAAUUAAGAAAAAUAAAGUCAGAGUGUUUGUCUCAAUUGUAUCAAGUUUAGAAGAGCGAGGAUAAUGGAUCUCGUCAUGUCCUUUUAUACCCACUCAAGACUGUACAAAAAGACAAGCACUCUAGACAAUCAAUUCAAGACAAGUACUCAUCUUAACGCAGUCAAGAAGUUUGUUUGUAGAUAUAAGUACAUUUUUUUUGUUAAGUUUCCAUUCUAAAUGGUGGGCCAGUUUUGUCAAGUUUAGAAACAAGAUUUGGGCAAGAGGUUCGUAAGAGGGAAGAAUAGAAGAAAGCAACUAAUACAGUUUGUAGCAUUUUAGAAAAAAAAAUUAGAAGAUAACUUGAAAACGGAGACUAAACUUUAAUGGAAGAACUAUCAAGUUUAUUAUCAUUAACACCUUUUAUUCUCGGUAACAAGUAUGUAAAAGCAAAUAUUAUUUAUGGAGUAGAAAAAAUAAUGUUUGUUCCACUUCUGUCAAGAAGACAGAAUGAAAUUCAAGCUGGUUAAAUUAAAUAAAAGAUUCUCUUGUCUAAUGAAUUGCAUUGAAGAUAUCUUCACCUGAUUGUCACAUGCCUGUCGAAAAUAUCUAGCUAUAUCAGAAUAAUAAGGACUUUCAUAAAUUACGAAAAAUUAACGAAGCAAAGAAAACUGUUUGAAAAUCAAUUAAGAAACAUUCGGAAAGGCCAAUAUUUUGUUUUUUUGUGUUUACAUAAAAUCUAAAGAUAUAUAAAUAUUACAUUUAUAUGUACGGAUUUAAGAAAAUGAAACCUGGUAUUCAAUAUGUAAUUCCGAAAAAUAUCACAUAGAAAUAAAAUUUAUUAUACAUACAAACAUAAUCUGAUGUCUUGAAGUAUCCUAUAUUGGAAGAAUGUUCAAAAUAUUGCUUUCAUGUGUUGCAUAAAGAAAUAUUCUGGAACACUGCUAUUUUCCUCUUUUCUAUGAAAAUUUUUUGUCACUUACAUCUCUCAGAUGAAACGUAAAUAUGAAUUAACAAGAACAUACAAGAUAGCUCAAAAAAGUAUGAAGCAUACGAAAAUCACCAGCUAUGCAAGACGUUCACUGACGCGUCAUCGUCAUUCGAGCGAUAAUUCAGGAGGUUGUCUCCGAAGGUUAUGGCCGAUUAUUCUCCCAGGCACGAGGAUUCACCUAGGGAAUACAAAAGCAGAAGUCACAGUCGCGACAGAAAAGUUUAUAGAAACGGUGACAAAGGCAAAAGAUCGAGAAGCCGUUCUCAUUCUGAAAAGCGUUACAGAUCUUCAAAGUACUCUCGCAGCAGAUCUCGUUCAGCUGAUUACGGACGUAGGUCAUCUUCUCACAGCCCAAUGUCGAGCAGGAAGCGUCAUACCGGUACCAGGGACAACCCCAAACAGUCCAGGUGUUUGGGAGUCUUUGGAUUGAGCGUUUACACCACUGAGGAUGAAUUAUACCAUUUGAUGUCCAAAUACGGUCCCGUAGAACGAGUUCAAGUUGUUAUCGAUGCUAAAACUGGACGUUCUAGAGGCUUUUCGUUUGUCUACUUCGAGAAUGUUGAAGAUGCAAAAGUAGCGAAGGAGCAAUGCACUGGUAUGAAACUUAAUGGAAAGAGCAUUCGUGUUGAUUUUUCCAUUACUGAAAGAGCACAUACACCUACUCCUGGAAUUUAUAUGGGAAAACCAACAUACAAAUAUUCCGAUCGCUACGAUAGGCGUCGAGACAGAGGGGACAGAGAUGAUUACUACCGUAGUUCUCGCUACAGGCGUUCUCCAUCGCCUUACUAUAGUAGUAGUAGCCGAAGAAGACGUUACUCUAGAUCUAGAAGUUAUUCUCCUCGUCGCUAUUAAACAUUCUAUCUUCUUGGAUGCACUUCGUUUGAUUUCAGUUUUUUCCUAGAUUGUAAUGUCUUACUUUACCGUAGAUAUAAAUUAUCUAGUUUUAUACCUUAAGGCACUAGUGCGGAUUGGGACAAUGGUUUUACCCUAAAUGUAUAUUUUUUGACAUAAUCCAUAUUGGAAAUUAGUAAGAAAUGUAUGCGAUUAAUUUGAAAAAGCCCAGUCUUCACAUUAUUGUGAACAGAAAAAUUACUAACUCAAAUAUUUUAGCCAAUCCGCUACUUCUUUUGUAAAACAUGUGUUUAUUUUGAAUUAAUUUUAAGAUUUUUUUUAAAUAUGUGACUUACAGUUAGUGGUAUCCAAUAAAUGUUCUAACACCAGA
This is a messenger RNA of Diabrotica virgifera virgifera (western corn rootworm), 2442 nucleotides long. Its product is annotated as transformer-2 protein homolog beta. Gene Ontology annotation, molecular function: RNA binding. Gene Ontology annotation, biological process: positive regulation of mRNA splicing, via spliceosome. Gene Ontology annotation, cellular component: spliceosomal complex. NCBI's taxonomy places the organism in Eukaryota, Metazoa, Arthropoda, Insecta, Coleoptera, Chrysomelidae. The transcript is spliced from 5 exons. Bases 1365 to 2072 code for a protein of 235 amino acids. The record is from RefSeq and is a predicted model, not a curated record.